CUGUCACGCUUGGGCGUUCAAGCACCCGCUUCUCAGUUCCAACUCUAGAUCUGUCCAGACGGCGCAGGCAGUGCUCGACGCUCUCACCGACGACAAGUCCCUCGACCCGCUUUCGAGCGCAUUGAUCGGAGGCUACGACUACAAAAUCUCAAAAAUGUCUGGACGCUCUCGCCAUACGAGUGCCAUCUUGGGACCAGAGUUGGCGGCCAGGCUGCCCGAAGUGAAGGUGCUGUUGGUCGGUGCUGGCGGCAUCGGAUGUGAAGUCUUGAAGAAUAUCGUCCUGGCAGGCUUCGGCAACAUCACUCUGCUCGACCUCGAUACCAUUGAUCUGUCGAACUUGAACAGACAGUUCUUGUUUAGGAAGAAAGAUGUCAAGCAGAGCAAGGCCAUGGUUGCAGCCAAGACAGCAUCGGCUUUCAACCCCAACGUGCGCAUACACCCUAUUCACGGCAACAUCAAGGAGCCCCAAUUUGACAUAUCAUGGUUCAGGGGCUUUGACCUUGUACUGAAUGCGCUCGACAACCUGGAUGCUCGGAGACAUGUGAACAAGAUGUGUAUGGCCGCGGAUGUUCCACUUAUGGAGUCUGGAACCGCUGGUUACCUUGGACAAGUACAGCCCAUCGUCAAGGACAAAUCCGAAUGCUUCGACUGUGUUCCUAAACCCACACCCAAAACAUUUCCAGUAUGCACCAUCCGCUCGACGCCGUCUCAGCCAAUACACUGUAUUGUGUGGGCGAAGAGCUACCUCAUCCCUCAAUUAUUCGGCGAAGAGGAAGAUUCGGGAGAAGAGCUUGACGAAGCGGAAAAACAGGGAGAGAACGCCCAAGAAAUUGCUACUCUUCGUAAAGAGGCACAGGCCUUCAAGAAAGUACGAAACGCCCUGCAACAGUCUGACGUCGGCAGUGACGACGCGGCUAGACUAGUCUUCAGCAAAGUCUUCCACGACGAUAUCAACAACCUCCUUUCUAUGGCCGACAUGUGGCGUACCCGUGCAAAACCAACUCCUCUGGAUUUCAACGGCAUCAAGAACGGCACUUUCUGUAUUGCGCAUAAACGCACAGGAGGCGCUCUGCAAGUCAAUGGCGGCUCAUCCAAGCAGCCUGCAGAUGGUGCGUUGGUCAAUGGUGACACUGCCGGUGGCAGUGCCGCCACUGAGAGGAUGCUGGAUGGCACUCCAUCUGCGAGCGGCUUGAAAGCUGGGUGGGGUUCCGCAGGCCUGAAGGAUCAGCGUGCCUUGACGCUGCAGGAUAACUUGGGGCUGUUCGUGUCGAGUACGAAUCGACUUGCUGCACGUAUCCGCAAUGGCGAGGAGACAAUCUCCUUUGACAAAGACGAUGGUGAUACCCUCGACUUUGUCACGGCAGCGGCGAACUUGCGAGCGGCUGCGUAUGGCAUUCACGGGAAGAGCAGAUGGGAGGUGAAAGAAAUGGCUGGUAAUAUUAUUCCUGCAAUAGCGACCACGAACGCCAUUAUCGCUGGUCUAGUCGUCCUACAGGCUCUCCAUCUACUUCGGAAGACCUAUAACAAGUUGCGGAAUGUACAUGUUCAAUUCCGUCCAUCACUCCCUCUAUCCACCAUCAACCUUAGCGCGCCGAACCCGAAGUGCGGCGUCUGCAGAGACACAUACGCUGAAGUUCUUUGCGACCCGUCACAGGUCACACUGCGCCAGGUUGUGGAGGGUAUCCUUGGUGAUGGUGAUGGUGAUGGUGAGGAUGGCGGCACAGGCCCGCGCGAUGUGAGUGUGUAUGAGGCACAGCGUGUUCUUAGCGACCCCGACUGGGACGACAAUCUCGACCGCGACCUUGAGGGCAUGGGUGUGACACGUGGGAAGUUCCUGUCGAUUGUGGAUGAAGACGGAGAGUAUGCGACGAUCCAGGUCGCGAUCGGACAGCUGCCACCGAAUCACCCCAUCGACGGCAAUACGCUCAUGCUACCCUACCCACUGCCGCGACCACCACGCAUUGUCAAGCCGACGGAGACCCCAGGUCUGAAGCGCGCUGCGCCGGAUGAUGAAGAGGAAGACGACAUCAUCGUAGAUGUACCGCCGGCGAAGCGGAUGCGGACGAACCCCACGGACACGGCGAACACCCUGCCUGCGAGUGUGACCGUGCCGGUGACGCCGAGCAAAAAACGGAAGCUGGAUGAAGACGGCAUCCUACUGCUCGAGUCGAAGGACGAGGUGGUUGAGGACGACGACGCGGUGGAGGUCAUCGAGCUUGAUUAGACGCUUUGAGACAUCGGGUCCAGUCUAUGCUAUCGCCUUCCUCCUGGCUGCGUGUAAGACUAACAUAGACCGCUGAGACUAAUUAUCUGUAUUCCCUUCUAGAGUCUCUUCCCUCUGUAAGUUGAAGUCAGUAGUUUAAGCUUGGUUCAAGCUUGGUUUUUAUCACCGCUCUUCUCCCGUCGGCAGACGUAGCGAAUUGCACAUUGUGCUUCGAUACCGGGCGCUUGUUGACCCUCUCCUUAUUGUUUCGUCCCGCAUGACUGUG
Phanerochaete carnosa HHB-10118-sp is the source of this 2489-nucleotide messenger RNA. RefSeq lists its product as uncharacterized. Bases 155 to 2224 code for a protein of 689 amino acids. Lineage: Eukaryota; Fungi; Basidiomycota; Agaricomycetes; Polyporales; Phanerochaetaceae. The record is from RefSeq and is a predicted model, not a curated record. Gene Ontology annotation, biological process: protein sumoylation. The transcript is spliced from 11 exons. Gene Ontology annotation, cellular component: SUMO activating enzyme complex; cytoplasm. Gene Ontology annotation, molecular function: SUMO activating enzyme activity.